CCCCAAUACUAUACUAUUGCCAUGACAAUAAAGAGAAGCAGAGAAGAAGAAUUGACAGUGGAGACAUUAGCCAUGGCUAAUUGCGUCAAUAUCUUAGAGAAGAAUAGUUCAUUAGCACAUAGAUUUUUCGAGUGCAGGACUUGUAAGAAGCAAUUUGAAUCUUUUCAAGCUUUGGGUGGCCACAGAGCAAGUCACAAGAAACCAAAACUCAACACAGUGGCAGAUCUAAUUAAACCUAACAAGAAGAAACAUGAAUGCUCCUAUUGUGGAGAGGAAUUCUCUCUUGGACAAGCUUUGGGUGGUCACAUGAGAAAGCACCGCCACAAAUUGCAGAAACAGAAACAGCAGGAUAGUGAUGAUAAUUCUGCUGGUGAAGUUGUAGAGAUGACAGAGAAAAAGAUUUCGGGUACUGAAAAGGCUUUAUUCUUGGAUUUGAAUUUGACACCAUAUGAGAAUGAGUUAAUGUUGGGGAUUAUCCCGCUUAGAGUAGUUCAACAUUCUUGGUUGUAACCUUUUGAAUUGUUUCGGUUAGAUACGUAGAUACUAUAGUAGUUAAAUUCAAUGAUUUCGAUUGAUUUGUGGCUAGUCUGUAUAGGAAAAACUACAGAAAUUUUAUUUGUCAUAUA
Nicotiana attenuata is the source of this 626-nucleotide messenger RNA. Its product is annotated as zinc finger protein ZAT11-like. Gene Ontology annotation, biological process: response to chitin. The transcript has a single exon. The record is from RefSeq and is a predicted model, not a curated record. NCBI's taxonomy places the organism in Eukaryota, Viridiplantae, Streptophyta, Magnoliopsida, Solanales, Solanaceae. The coding region runs from base 22 to 510 and encodes 162 amino acids.